Messenger RNA from Naegleria gruberi, 651 nucleotides. RefSeq lists its product as uncharacterized. The coding region runs from base 1 to 651 and encodes 216 amino acids. The transcript has a single exon. The record is from RefSeq and is a predicted model, not a curated record. NCBI's taxonomy places the organism in Eukaryota, Heterolobosea, Eutetramitea, Acrasida, Naegleriidae.
AUGUCUUUACACACUCCACGCAGAAGCCAACGCAAUAUAAAUAAACCAAAGAUACGUUAUAGUAGAAAUUUUUUAGUUGAUGAAGAUAGCGAUGAAAAUGAUGAACCACCUACAAGAUGUAAAAAGGUCAAACCAAGCAAUGACGAUCAUCAUGAAACAGUUUCAAACAAUUCCGAAAUGUUGAGUACAACACACCACGAUAGUAAUAACAAUAGUAGGGAGGCAUCUACAACAGAAUCCAUAAAUCUAGAUCAAGAUACCAACACUGACCACGAAUUAUUUGAGCCAUUGGAACAACAAUUAACAAAACCUGUUAUUAUGGAAAAUGAAAUGAUGGAAACAACCAUAACCUCGGAACAACAAAAACAAAUGACAAGUGGAAUCACAAUCAGAAAACCUUCUGUUAUGGAAAAUCUGUUGGAUAAACCUAUUAAUUAUCGUUUGGAAAUUAUUUCACAAUUACUAAGCUCUCUUCAAAAUGAUUAUGAACAAGCUGAACAAAAUGCUGUAUCCAUGUCAGAUGUAAUUAAAAGAGCCACAUUUACAAUUGAAGAAUUGGAUAAACUUGAUAAGGAAAAAUUAAAUCAAUUAAGAAAAGUGUUGCAAAACUCUGCCAAUAUUGCCACUGAAAUAUUGUUAGAAAGAAAAUGA